Molecule: messenger RNA, 1131 nt
Organism: Trichomonas vaginalis G3
Lineage: Eukaryota; Parabasalia; Trichomonadida; Trichomonadidae
Product: nitrile biosynthetic process
Exons: 1
Coding region: 1-1131 (376 amino acids)
Molecular function (GO): protein binding
Source: RefSeq, a predicted model, not a curated record
AUGGGAAUAAAUGAAAGUGCCGAGAUAUCCCGCCGGCAAGGGGUAGCUGCUGCGGCUGCAAAGAAGCGACAGCGCCCACUUGUCCAGCCGACAGGGGCUUUAGAUAAAAUCAGAGAUACUCACUUGCAAUCAAAAUGGUCUGUCUAUCUUCCAAACUCCGUUACUCCGGACAACCGAAAUGAAGUAUUCUACAGUUAUUUGCCAGACAAAGAUAUUGCUAUCAUGGGAUACGGUCAACUUGAAAAUGGUUCUUACAUUAACGAUUAUUGGGCUCUCAAUUUAAGAAACUCCAUGUGGCAGCGUCUCACCUUCUCAGGCUACACGGCAUCACCUCGCUGUGGUGCUCAAUCAGUCGUUGUCGGCCUCAACUUGUUUGUUUUUGGCGGACAAUGCGGUCAAACAUACUUUUCUGACUUUCACGUCAUAGAUUUAAACGCUAUGAGUUGCGCACAAAUCAACAGUAAUACAGACGGUCCAUGCCCUCGCACCGGGCAUGUUAUGGCAACAUACAAAACCAAAAUUAUCAUUUGGGGCGGUUUCAACGGCCAAUUACUCGAUGAUUUAUGGGAGUACGACAUCACGAACAACACGUGGUCUCAGCUUCAAUCAGAUGUCCCAGGAAGAGACCACGCAGCAUUUGCAGUUUCAAAUGAUAAACUUUACAUCACAUGCGCUUCAAAGAUCGAUGACAUGAUCAUCUACGACUUCAACACGCGCAAAAUAGAAUCGUUUACAGUUACAGGAUCCCCUCCUUCGUUCGAUCUGAAAGGAGCUUUCCUUAUUCCUGUUGACAGAUACCUCAUCUUGAUCGGAGGCCUCGUCAACAAGCAGAAGUUCGCUAUGGUUCGUGCUUUUGAUACCGUCAAACGGUGGUGGUUUGUUUUUUAUAUCGUCCCAGAUGAGGACACAACAACCGUUGCAGACGGUGGCGUCGAUUCAGCUGGCAUAUUCUUAGUGCCGAGAAUGUCCGGUGGCAUCUGCGUUUAUAGAAAUACGACAAGAGAUAUAUGCGUUACUCUUGGAAGGCCAUUCUAUUCACCACCACCGAUCUUCUCGUUCCACGUCUGCGAGGGCGUGGCUACAAUGAAUCAACAGCUUGAUUUAUUGGAUAUAUUGAAAUUUGGAUAUUAA